CACCCCGAUAUCAAAUUAUCGACUAUUAAAGGCUAUAUCACACGAGAAGCAGCUAUAGCUCGGCGAGCCGACGAUUAUAACCCCUUGAGACGCGGUCCGAAGCGAAAAUUAACCGAAGAAGACCGCGACCGUAUCUACGAUAUUAUACACCAUGAAGACCCCUAUAUUAAGCACCAUAACUCGUCUGACAACAACCUCCUUCGGGAGGUCGACGAUAAGGUUAAAUUAACGUCGCUUCGUAACCAUUUACGAGAAAUGGGUAAACAUAAUCUAGCUAGUUACCGGCGUACUGGCGGCAAGCCACCACAGCCACACCGUGGCUGUCGGCAGCUUGCAGCCGUAUAG
Messenger RNA from Truncatella angustata, 345 nucleotides. RefSeq lists its product as uncharacterized. The transcript is spliced from 3 exons. The annotation marks the transcript as partial. Lineage: Eukaryota; Fungi; Ascomycota; Sordariomycetes; Amphisphaeriales; Sporocadaceae. The record is from RefSeq and is a predicted model, not a curated record.